Nelumbo nucifera (sacred lotus) is the source of this 210-nucleotide messenger RNA. The record is from RefSeq and is a predicted model, not a curated record. Lineage: Eukaryota; Viridiplantae; Streptophyta; Magnoliopsida; Proteales; Nelumbonaceae.
AUGAUGGAGGGUGAUUUGACCCAACCUCCUGAGCAGGUGACACGUAGACUUGAUUCGACCAUAAUUGAUGCCUUCAUUUCUGCUUCUCAAAGGAGAUCCCUGGGUAUGUGCUCAUUUGGGGGCGGUGAGAUGAAGAGGAAGUCCAUCUCUUGCACUCAAUGUCAAGCCAGAGGGCACAUGCCCUGUCCCAUUUGUUCUAAUUUUCCAUAA